UCUACAUCGAAGGGAAACUUGAACAAAAAGUUUCUUUGUAAUCAAGUAAUUUUACAGCAAAGCUCUACGUUCAUUUUAUGUAUUUGUGGUCAUAAUUACAACAGAAUAAGUUUAAAGGAGACAUUAAAAAUCAUUUUUAUAUUUGUGAUGAACUUAACACUAAAUAUUUCGAAAUGGAGCUACUAUAAUUGAAGAUUCAUGAUGAGUCAAAAAAUAAAGCCCAAUAUGACUAAAGGUGAUGUAUCCUAUUUACGGGCUACAGGAAUACCACCCCCAGCAUCUCCCGCCCCUUCAAGAGAAGGGUCUCAUACACCAAUGUCACAAAUGUCUAAUAUAGAAAAUGAUUGGGAUGACAGAGAUGAAAUAAGAACACGUGAAUUAGAAGAGGCAAGAGCACGAGCCACCCAGAUGGAGAAAACAAUGAGAUGGUGGUCUGAUUGUACAUCCAACUGGCGUGAAAAAUGGAGCAAAGUUAGAAAUGAGAGGAAUAAAGCUCGUGAAGAAAACAGACAGCUCAGGACUAAAUUGGAAGCAAUGGCUAAAGAAUGUACUGCAUCUAAAAGGCAAAGUGAAGAACUUAAAGUGAAAAAUGUAGAACUACAGAAACAAUUAGGUAUAAAUGUAGACGCGGCAGCUGACGACAAUGUGACAGUCAAUGAUGUUGACAAAAAGUCAGAUAGUAGCCCUGCAAAGAAAAGUGAAAGUAACAAAGCAUCUCCUGUGUCAGAUGUUCGGAGAAAAAGUCAUCCAAAGUCUGAGGAUGAUUCUGAUGAUUUUGAACUGGCAGAGGAAAAGACUAACCUUGCAGGACUCAAAUUAGAUGAGGCACAAAAGACAUUAAUUGCUGAAAGAGGUGAAAAGUCAGUAUUGAUGAAAACAAUAGAGAAGUUACAAUUAGAAUUGAAUUCACAGAAAACCAAAUAUGAUGAUCUAAAACAAUCAAAACAAGAAGCAUUAUUAGAGAUAACCAAAUUAAAAGAGAGUAACAAGGAUGAAUUAAGUCGUGUUACAGUUGAGCUGGAAGAUGAAGCAGUGAAUAGAUCUAACAUGGAAAAGAAGCUAUCAGAACUGAGACGAGAGCUUGAAAGAUUGCAAAGAGAAAAUGCAGAAGAAUAUGGUAAAAGAGAACGUUUAGAAACAGAUAAGUUUUCUCUAGAAAGAGAAAAUAAAAAGAUACGCAUUCAAAUAGAGGACCUUAAGGAACAGAUUGACAGAAAGUCCCAGCAAACUUCUGCCAUGGCUAACUCUGAUGUCAAAAGUUUACAGACAGACCUAUCAGCCAGUAAUAAGGAGCUGAACGACUUAAAAGUUGCUUAUACAAGGUUAAAGAAAACUUUACAAGAAAAGAAUACAGAACUAGACCAUAGUAAAAGACGUGCUGAACAAUAUGAGGCAGAUGUAAAGAAACUCAGAGUGAGGAUAGAGGAACUUAAAAAGGACUUGGCAAAUGCUGAAGAUGAGGCUGAUGCACAGGGAAAUUCUUUAAGAAAGCAGCAAAGAGAAAACGAUGAUCUUCAAGAGCAACUUGAAAAUCUACAAGUUCAAUUAAAUCAUGCACAAAAUAGAUUACAAAGAAGUAACCCAUCAACAGUGAAGUCCCGGACACCUAGUGUAAAAUCCUUUGACCCAAAUGAACUUGGAGAGGACCCAGACAGUGAUGACUCAGAUCUUGACAUAGAAACGUAACCUGAGUUAUUGAAGCAUAAUAUACACAUAUAAGUAACUGUAUAUAUAUUUGUUCCAGAAUAUAUGCCUGUGUGUUUCAAUGGUGCAUCAUUAUACAUUUGUCUCACAGUCAUAUAUAUAAGAUUCCAACUCAUUAUGUCCCUAACGGCUUUAUAUGUGCCAGUAUGUACUAUCAAACCAUUGUUGUAGUGUAUAUCACUGAAUAGAAAACACUGAUAUUGUUAUACACCUUAUCGCUAUUUGUCAGCCAUUACUUGACAUCAGAAAGGUUCCUUUGACGUCACAAUAGAAAAAAAUUGACACCUCAAUGGAAAAGUGAUUGUUGUAGGACAGUUCAAAAAGAGCAGAUUUUGUGGUCAAGAGGAGCAGAAUCUGAUGUCAUGAGGAGCAGAUCUGAGGUCAAGAGGAGCAGAUUCGGAGGUCAAGAGGUGCAGAUUCUCUGGUCAAGCGGAACAGAUAUCUAAAUAGCGAUAAAGUCUAUUGAAAAUGCUGAUAUUGUUAUUGUUGUGAAGUAUAAUACUAAAUUCACAUAGGUUCAUGUGAUAAAAGUCUUCUCAGGUAUUAUUGAUAGUAUUAACCAAAAUACAUCAUUUAAACAUUAACAUCAUUUAUGUAUAACGAAUAUACAUUUAGAAAUAACAAUAAUAUUCAAUUUAAUCCUACAAUUAUAGUGUGAAGUUCACUUCUUCAAGGCAUUCUCAACCAAUAUUCAUUGAUACCAUGAUUUGAAUAGGUAAUCAAAGACAACUAAUUAUUGAUGCUAUUUUAGCAUUUUGCAUUUUUUUCAUCAUUUUAGAAUAUGAAAGUCAGUCGUAUCUGAAAGGGAUAUCUCAGUUUCAUAGCAAUAUUGAACCAACUAUAGGAUAAGACACCGGAUAUAAUCAAACUCGAUAUGCAUGAUAUGGAAUUGUAGCUCAUUGAUAUAUAAGAUAAAAGCAAUACUUAAAUGUUUAUCACUCUUAGAAAUGAUAUAAUAAGUGGUUUUAUGUAAAAUGUCAUGUCACUAUAAUGUAUUAUAAAUCUUUAUCAUUGUUUAUGGUUUGAAUCAUGUAGAAAAUAUAGGUUUGUUGAGCAUUUCUAUACUGUUGAAUGCAGAUAUGAAAUUGAUGUUUGUAGCAGUAUAUGAUUCUUCCCCUUAUAUUGCAAUGUUCAAAACUAGAUAUUUUAUUAAUGAAUCAGAUAUGAAAAUUUCACAAACCUGUAUUUCAACAAGAUUAUUUUUCACUAUUUUAUAACAUGGAUAUUAUAUUUAUGUGCCUUGGAAGCACGUAGUUGUUAAGGAAUUUAAAUGAAAUUACACUGUUGCUCCUUGAUUAGAUAUUGUUAAAUGUAAAUCAUUAAUGUACUUAAUUAUGCAAGUUAUAUCAUGCUGUAUUAUUUCAAUUUACUGUUUACCAUGAUAUAUAAACAUGACAAAAUGAAUUUCUGUAAUAAUUUUUUCUAAUUACAAAAAAUGGUUUUAAAAAAAUCAUGAUAUAUUUUUAAACCCAGACUUCCAAAAAUGGAUUAAAUGUAUAAAAGAAAGAAAAAUGUAAUGUAAGUUCAUUUAAUACUGUGAAUUCUUUAUAUUUUGUGAGAUUCAUUGGACCUGUUUUCACGGAUUUACUGGGUAUAGGUAAACCACAAAUUUUUAAAUUUUCAAUUAAGUCAAGUGUCUAAAAGCUUUAAACUUUGGCAAAACCGUAAAAUAUCAAAUAUCGUCAAAAACAUUUUUAUCUUAAUCCAAGAAAAUAAAUGAAUCCACUUUAAAUGAUAAUGCAUCUGAAAGAAUGAUGUGAAAAUCUUAAUAAAACAUAAUAUUAAGAUAGUCUAACAACAGGGAACCUUUACAACCCUUGAGGAAGAAAAGUGGAAAAAUAUUUAAUUGCAUUUUCUUGAAUAGUUGUUUUUAAUUCAUUUUUAUAAAACCAAUAUUUUGAUGUACUAAAAACAUGUAUUACUAUUAUUACAUUUAUUUUGUGUAUAUAUAGUUUGUUAUAAAUAGUAAAUUAAUUAGUAUUGAGUAUAAUUGAAAAAAAAAUAGUUCUUAUUUCUGUAUUCAUCUUUUUUUUGGGGUUGUGACACUUUGUUUGUUUAAUUUGAGUUUUAUUAUAUUUUUUUACAAUAGAGUUAGUGAUCAGUCUUAUUUUAGUUAUAUUUAGGACAAGACUUAUUUAUAUAUUUUUGUUAUGUAAAGUAACGUUUAACCCAACAUAAACUUAUGUUCAAAUUAAUUUUAAUUUGUCAAAUACUUGCCAGUAGUAACAUUGUUUCAUGUUUUUAAAUCAUCAGUUUUCCUACCAAAGUUCAGUGUUUCUCUCUGGGCACUCCCGGGGCCAUCCACUGAUAAAAAAUGACUGCCAUAAAACGCUAAAUAGUGCUAAAAAUGGUUUAAACACCAAUCAAUGUAUUUUAGGUUGAAAAACAAGAAAACAGCCUUUUUAGCUCACCGUUCCAUAAGAUUGUCAAUUGACCCCUUAAAGAGUUAUUGGCCUUUAAAGGACAAUUUUACACAAUUUGUUUGAAAAACAAACUAAUAUGAAAUUGAACACAUAAACUCUUAAACGAAAAAUAAAUGCCAAAAAAUCAAGGUGAGCAAUUCAGGCUCUUGAGAGCCUCUUGUUUCAAAUGUAUUGACUCAAAGAAAAGCGAAGCAGAUUAUUUUCUAGCUGGUUUUAUUUGUUAAAAUUCUUUUUGAUGACUUUCAUAAUGUAAACUACUGUUUUUCUAAAUCUGUGUACAUAUCAGCCUGUUUUGACCAAUG
Molecule: messenger RNA, 4429 nt
Organism: Mytilus trossulus (common blue mussel)
Lineage: Eukaryota; Metazoa; Mollusca; Bivalvia; Mytilida; Mytilidae
Product: coiled-coil domain-containing protein 102A-like
Exons: 8
Coding region: 199-1686 (495 amino acids)
Cellular component (GO): myosin complex
Source: RefSeq, a predicted model, not a curated record